Molecule: messenger RNA, 915 nt
Organism: Coregonus clupeaformis (lake whitefish)
Lineage: Eukaryota; Metazoa; Chordata; Actinopteri; Salmoniformes; Salmonidae
Product: barrier-to-autointegration factor
Molecular function (GO): DNA binding
Source: RefSeq, a predicted model, not a curated record
UAUUUUGCUACUGUUUGCUACGGUGUCUUGACAACAGUAGAGGAAGACUGCUCUAGCAGACAGAAAACAGAAGACAGAGAGACACCUCGUCAAGUUAUAUUGAACUGAAUUCUCCAUCCUCCACCUGAACCAUGUCUGGAAACAAGAAAGGAUACUCCACCACCUCUCAGAAGCACCGGAACUUUGUCUCUGAGCCGAUGGGGAACCGGUCUGUGAGAGACGUACCCGGGAUCGGACCUGUACAGGGCCGCAGGCUAGAGGAUAAGGGCGUUACCAGGGCUGACCAGAUGUUGGGCCAGUACCUGGUGAGUGGUCGAGACCAAGGCCAGUUCCAGGGCUAUCUGAAAAAUACCACAGGGGCCAACGCCAAGCAACAAAGUGACGCCUACAAUGGAAUGAGAGAGUGGACCAACAACAAUAUGUAGAGGAGAGCAGACAUUCACUCACUGUCUCUGCUCCUUUCUGCUUUUCUACUCCUUACUAGGACUCUUCAGACCUACCUAGGUCAACUUUCAACUAACUAUUAAGAAGUCAUUAUUGAUAAGUGGGGCGGCAGGUAGCUUAGUGGAUAAGAGCGUUGUGCCAGUAAUCGAAAGGUCGCUGGUUCUAAUCCCCGAGCCGACUAGGUGAAAAAUCUGCUGAUGUGCCCUUGAGCAAGGCACUUAACCCUAAUUGCUCAUGUAAGUCGCUCUGGAUAAGAGCGUCUGCUAAAUGACGUAAAUUAGUUCAAUAAUUAGUUAUAAGUAUUGAUAAGUAAUCUUGAGUAAUCAUAAAGUUGAUAGUUAUCUAUAAGACACUGUACUUCCUUCUGUUCUUCUUGUCACAUCCUUCAACUAAGACCCUGGGCCCUGUCCCCAGGUUAAAGUGAUAGCUUUGGGUGCAUUCUGUUUUGGAAUAAAUCUGGAAUUAACUUCU